Molecule: messenger RNA, 3530 nt
Organism: Trichophyton rubrum CBS 118892
Lineage: Eukaryota; Fungi; Ascomycota; Eurotiomycetes; Onygenales; Arthrodermataceae
Exons: 2
Coding region: 286-1227 (313 amino acids)
Biological process (GO): GPI anchor biosynthetic process
Cellular component (GO): endoplasmic reticulum
Molecular function (GO): N-acetylglucosaminylphosphatidylinositol deacetylase activity
Source: RefSeq, a predicted model, not a curated record
UUUUCUUUGCGAGUAAUCGUUCCGUUUUGAGUGUGGUUGUACAGUGUUACUGCAAUGCAGUAUUGGGUGAAGCUACCCAGUUGAAUCUGAGAAAGCUACCAGAUCGCAUUGCAUUGUCUAUGCCACGGAAAUACAUUUCUGCGAUUCUACCGCAUGCAAUUGUCUCUUACUUCGGAAGCUACAACUGGAGACCCUUAUUUUCAUAUAUCUACCACGAAUUGUACGUCAACUAAUAUUCUCCAUUGAGCGUUUUGAAUAUCACACAUUACGGAGCACAGGGCAGCCAUGAACUCUGCAUUUACAUUCCUUUCACUUGCCAUAUUCCCUCUGGCUCUGUUUAUUUUCUGGACUCUGUCAACAACGGGACCGUCAUCACCCCUUGGACGUGGAUUUCCAACCCUAACCAAUAAACGGAUUUGUCUGCUGAUCGCCCACCCGGAUGAUGAGGCUAUGUUCUUUGCGCCGACUUUGCUAGCCCUUACAAAGCCUGAGCUGGGGAACCAUGUUAAAAUACUUUGUCUAAGCUCUGGGGACGCUGCUGGCCUGGGACAUAUUCGCAAACAGGAACUCCAGAAGAGCGCACUCCGGCUUGGCUUGCGCAAUGAAUCGGAUGUUUUUAUUGUAGAUGAUCCAAGCCGGUUCCCAGAUAGCAUGACUGCUACCUGGUCCGAAGAAAAUGUUUCUGGCCUCCUUGCUUCUGCAUUUGCCCCGCAACUUGCAGCCCAAGCAUCAUCUCAGUCUGCACCGAUGGCCACUAUCGAUAUACUUCUCACCUUUGAUCAGUCGGGUGUUAGCUACCACCCGAACCACCGGUCCCUCUACCAUGGGGCACGCGCAUUCUUAAAGACUUUAAUGCGUGGAAAUUCUAAUCAUCCUUGCCCUGUCACCUUAUAUACCCUCACUUCAACAAAUUUGGUAAGGAAAUAUAUAGGCGUCUUUGAUGUGCCAAUAGCUAUGUUAAGCGGUGUAAUAAGCAAUGCAUUCGGAGGCUCUGGUGACAGGGACACACUUUCAACAUCACCGUCCAAAAAAACCCAGGAGUUAAGGGGGAUCCGCGAACCACCUCCAGCAAACAGGUUACUUUUCGUCAAUUCUGUAGACGAUUGGCUUUCUGGAUGGAAGGCAAUGGUGUAUGCACAUAAGAGUCAGAUGGUCUGGUUUCGAUGGGGAUGGAUUACGGUAGGGAGAUAUAUGGUAGUUAACGACUUGAAGAAAGAACUUGUAUAAAAGGACCCUUGAUUUUAUCUUAUACCUGAAUACUUUAAUUGGGAAAGCAGUCCAAACAGCUAAUUUUGUCGUUACUCUUUAUUGGAGACUACCUCCUUAGGUAGUGAAUUGCAUUUCGUAUAUAGCUAUCUAAUUCUAUCCUAUGUAUAAUAAUACCAACGAGUCGUGAGGAGAACAUAGAGAAUAAUGUUCCUGGAAGAAAGUGAUAGUGUAUUCCGCUGUUAUAAAUGGCAUGUAUAUCACAAAACAAGAAAUACAAAAAGGGGAUAAUAUACAGAUCCAUAAGUUGGUAUACAGUAGUGCUAAACAACUAAAAAAGUGGUAUACAUAGCGUACGAAGGGUGCAGCCAGUUCAACAUGCACUGCAACGAUGACGGACACUUUCAGUAAUGAAGGGUUGCCCGAACUGGCCGAUCGUCUCCCCAAAACUGUGCUGGGUCAAAUUCAACCAUUCCGUUUGUGAUAUGAUAGCGCACAAUGCGAGGUAAAAAUAUUUUCCAUUCAUUCACGGUAUUUGGGAGUCCUCUUCUUUCCCAAUCGUACUUGGUACCGGUCCAACGCCUUCGGAGAAGCAUGAAAAGAGCCCAGGUCUGAAGAUAAUCAAGUUCUCGGCACGUGGCCAUAUGGACGACUUGAAAUCGGUGGUAUAAAUCCCAGUAAGCCUUUGGGGCAGUGGGUGGAGGUGUGAGAGAUAGGGGGUUGACACGACGUAGGCUGCUUGUCGCAGUCUGUUCUAGGUUGGAGCUGCUCUCACUAGAGGGACUGUUGUUUUCGAGUUCUAAAUCCUUCCAUGCUUGGAUGAGCUGUUUUGCCAACACUCGCCUUUUAGAUAGGGUCGUUUGAAACAUUUUUCGCCCAUCACGCAUGAAGCCCUCGGUGGGAUCUACCGCUUGGCGGCUCCAGUUUAACUUCGUCAGGAUAUCGUACACUUGUAGCGUAGGUUUCAUGUUGUAAGGUUCUGAAGUCAUCGUCUUAAAAAUCCCAAUCACGGAGUCUUUAGGAAUGUGGCCGAUCAUAUUGUCUUCUGCAUUCUGUCCAUAUCUGUUGGUGGAAAGAAUGUAGGACCACACAAAUAGUUCCAUCCAGGUACGUUGUGGUAUCGGCACAUUGUAAUUCACGGAGAUAAAGUCAACCAAUUGUAGUGCAGUGGGGAUAUCGUUGUUCGUACAAAAUAUAUGAGCCACGGCAAGUAAAAGUUCAUCGGUAGGGUGUAAGGGAGAAGAUGGGUGAUAGGGAGUUACCGGGGGAAGAUCUUCUUCUCCCUUUUGCAAACGGUCAGCAUCAAUGUUCCAGACGGUUUUCAGGGUAUCCUUAACAGCUGCAAUGUCCCAUUCACGACCCGAUGCUAUCAUCAACUGAAUAAACGUGGACUCGUUGGCGUCCAGACCAUCCACUACCAUGUUUUUGAAGAGGCUGUGUACUUCAUCACGCACGCCGUCCUUUCCCGUCUUGUACCCUCUAUAUCCCGGAUUACUGCGUUUGAAGCGUCUUUUCCUGUAUAUCCAGGGUGUUGAUCUCAACGAGUGGUUCUCCUUGGGAAUGAAGGCCAUGUUCCAGGCUUUAGCCUCCAUGUAGUAGUUAUAACAUAGGACAUCCGGCGAAAUCCCAUCGGCGAUCAUUUCCUCCCAUAAGGUAUUAGCCAUAGCCUCAUCUCCCAUGGAACGAGCGCAGUCUAGUAAAUGAGUAUAUUCUGCAAGCCCUAGAGUAUGUCCAGCACGACGCCGUGCUUCAACAAUCGUUCCUAGAUUUCUAGCAAACCUAUCGAAGAUUUGCGCGAGAGGCUCGACUUUGGCGUACUCUGCGGCAGAAGAAUGGAAGCUCCGUUGGAUUUUCCUCCAUGGUUCAACGAAAUAUGCUGGAGAUAACAACCGGAGAGCUUCUAUGAAAGUGGUAGCAGGCAAUUGACGCAUGAUAUAGUCGUUAUUUCCUGGAUCAAGGAAGAUGGCCAUUACUUUGUCCGGCUGUCCUUCUAAAAGAACGGCACGGAUAUACUCUUCCCGUUUCCGAAUAGCGUCCUGAGUUGAAUCCUUCCUCUUAGAGCCAGGAGUCUCAAUCUCCCAGGCAUCUUUAUCAUUGUUGGACGGCAAAGAGGUUUGAUCAGUGUCAAAUGAGUUAUCCUGGGGCUCUUUCGACUGCACAGCGGAGUGCACGAAUCUGGUGGUUAUAAAUUUCCAUUUUGGUGUGCUGGAUUUGCUGGAUGGGCGUAAUUUUCGAAGCGAAGGGCGGGAGGAGGAGUGUAUAGCUUGCAGCUGAUUCCGUGAGGCCUGAGAGUGUUUAAUGCUGGGUCCACGCGCGCCAUUGAA